UGUGAGUUUGCGAGUGAGCAGGCCGCUCGCUCUCUCUCGCUCACCUGCAGUUUCCUAAGCUUAGCCUGUGAUUAGUGCAGGCCUCGGACCUGGCGAACCCUGGAAAGCGGCAGUCAAGUCCUCUUUUCUCUACUCCUCCAGCUCGAGCAGGAGCCCGCCAAGCGAAGUUUGUGAAUAAGCAUAGAUGAUUAUGGAUCCAGGUGGUGGAAGUCUUGGGUUGCAGACAGAGGAAUGCAAAAUGCCUCACACUAUGAUUAUGCAGGAUUUUGUGGCUGGAAUGGCUGGUACUGCUCACAUUGAUGGAGAUCAUAUUGUUGUGUCAGUUCCUGAAGCUGUACUAGUUUCCAAUUUUGUCACAGAUGGGAUCACCCUUGAUCAUGGCUUAGCCACUGAAGUUGUCCAAGGACCUGAUAUCAUAACCGAAACUGAUGUCACAGAAGGGGUGAUAGUUCCUGAAUCUGUAUUGGAAGCUGAUGUAUCUAUUGAAGAAGCACUAGAUACCCGUGAUCAUGUUUUGACUUCAGAUAUAGUAGCAGAAACUGUUGGCGUUCCUGAUCAGGUUUUUGUGGCUGAUCUUGUUAUGAGUCCUGAUGGACAUUUGGAACAUGUGGUACAAGAUUCUGUGUCAGGAUCUGACUCUCCCACAAUGGUUUCAGAAGAGGUUCUUGUAACCAAUUCACAUACAGAAACUGUGAUUCAAACAUCUGGCACUAUUCCUGGUUCUACAGUUACUAUAAAGACUGAAGAUGAGGAUGAUGGCAAGAGCACAUCAGAAGACUACUUAAUGAUAUCUUUGGAUGAUGUUGGGGAAAAGCUCGACCAUAUUGGAAACACACCAUUAAAAAUCAACAGUGAGGUUUCACAUGAAAACCUAUCUAAAGAUGAUGGUUUUGGUUCUGAAGUUAUUAAAGUUUACAUAUUUAAAGCUGAAGCUGAGGAUGAUGUGGAAAUAGGUGGAACAGAAAUUGUAACAGAGAGUUACAAUAAUGGGCAUUCUGUAGCUGGAGUUCUAGAGCAAGGAGGUGUUGGCAGAGUACAGCGAGAGAAGAUGCUUUAUAUGGCUGUUAAGGAUUCCUCUCAGGAGGAUGAAGAUAUUAGUUGUGCUGAAAUAGCUGAUGAAGUUUACAUGGAGGUUAUUGUUGGUGAAGAAGAAGCAACAUCACUUUCCGACGCACAGCUUGAAGACUCCUGUGUGAAUAAAACUUUUGUUCCUGUUGCGUGGGCUGCUGCUUAUGGAGAUGAUAGAAGACUUCCCCGGAGGUAUGAAGACUGUCAAACACCAGGACCCAACUUGGAUGCAAGAUUAGAAAGCAAAAAUGGUAAUGCAACACAAUACCUGCAAAUCUGUGAUAGCAUUAGCACAAACAGACUUCUUAAACAGAAAGCCAAAAAAAGAAGGAGAGGGGAAGCAAGGCAGUGGCAAACAGCUGUUAUAAUAGGUCCUGAUGGACAGCCCUUAACUGUCUACCCUUGUCAUAUAUGUGGAAAAAAAUUUAAAUCCAGGGGAUUCUUGAAAAGGCAUAUGAAAAACCACCCAGAUCACAUGAUUAAGAAGAAGUACCAAUGCACAGAUUGUGAUUUUACAACUAACAAGAAAGUAAGCUUUCAUAAUCAUUUGGAAAGCCAUAAGCUUAUCAACAGAGUUGACAAAACACACGAAUUCACAGAGUACACCAGGCAAUACAGCGAAGCAAGCCCACUGAGUUCGAAUAAAUUGAUCUUAAGAGAUAAGGAACCUAAAUUGCACAAGUGCAAAUAUUGUGACUAUGAGACUGCAGAGCAAGGACUGCUUAAUAGACAUCUGCUUGCGGUCCACAGCAAGAACUUCCCUCAUGUUUGUGUUGAGUGUGGAAAAGGUUUCCGCCAUCCUUCUGAGCUCAAAAAGCAUAUGAGGACCCACACAGGGGAGAAGCCUUACCAGUGCCAGCAUUGUGUCUUCCGUUGUGCUGAUCAGUCCAAUUUGAAGACACACAUCAAAACCAAGCAUGGUACUGACCUGCCCUUUAAGUGUGAACAUUGUCCACAGAUGUUCACAGAUGAGAAAGAACUCCAGCAGCACACAGAGUUGUUUCAAGGACAUAAGACUCAUCUGUGCCCACAUUGUGACCACAAGAGCACCAACUCGAGUGACCUGAAACGACACAUAAUAUCUGUUCACACAAAGGACUUUCCUCACAAAUGUGAGGUGUGUGAAAAAGGUUUCCACCGUCCAUCAGAGCUCAAAAAGCACAGUGAAACACAUAAAGGUAAAAAGAUACAUCAAUGUAGGCACUGUAACUUUAAGACUUCAGAUCCUUUUGUACUUAGUGGGCAUAUCCUCUCAGUUCACACUAAGGACCUGCCUUUCAAAUGCAAAAGAUGCAAGAGAGGAUUUAGGCAACACACUGAACUGAAGAAGCAUAUGAAGACCCACAGUGGAAGAAAAGUCUAUCAAUGCCACUAUUGUGAGUAUAGCACUACAGAUGCAUCAGGCUUCAAGCGGCAUGUCAUAUCAAUACACACAAAAGACUAUCCGCACAGGUGUGAGUAUUGCAAAAAGGGAUUCCGUAGACCAUCAGAGAAAAAGCAGCAUAUAAUGAGGCAUCACAAAGAGGCCCUAAUAUAAUAUAUGAGCUGUAGAAGAAAGCAGUUUAGAAACUGUGAUAUUAUAAUUGGGGAACAAAAUUCUCAUGAACUGUUUCUCCUCUUUUCAAAGUUUGAUAUUAAAUCAUAACUUUACAUUAUAUGUAUUAUAAGUUUUAAAUUAUUAGGGUUUGACUGGGGAUCUCAUAGCUCUAUGAUAGUUGCUCAUCAGAACCUAAAGAACACUGUAAAAUUCAGAGAGAUGAACGUUUGAAAAGUUGUAGAAAGAGACUGAAUGUAUUCUGUUUCAAGUACAGUGGUACCUCGGGUUACAGACGCUUCAGGUUACAG
Molecule: messenger RNA, 2913 nt
Organism: Lacerta agilis (Sand lizard)
Lineage: Eukaryota; Metazoa; Chordata; Lepidosauria; Squamata; Lacertidae
Product: zinc finger protein 711-like
Exons: 9
Coding region: 185-2605 (806 amino acids)
Biological process (GO): regulation of transcription by RNA polymerase II
Cellular component (GO): nucleus
Molecular function (GO): metal ion binding; RNA polymerase II cis-regulatory region sequence-specific DNA binding; DNA-binding transcription factor activity, RNA polymerase II-specific
Source: RefSeq, a predicted model, not a curated record